Messenger RNA from Mycena indigotica, 855 nucleotides. RefSeq lists its product as uncharacterized. The coding region runs from base 16 to 855 and encodes 279 amino acids. The transcript is spliced from 2 exons. The record is from RefSeq and is a predicted model, not a curated record. Lineage: Eukaryota; Fungi; Basidiomycota; Agaricomycetes; Agaricales; Mycenaceae.
UUGCCCACCAUCGUUAUGGACCCAGCUUUGCCGCCAGAGCUGGAGCGCGUCGUCUUCGACCUCGCGGCGUGGAGAGACAAGGAGGUGAUGUGCACGCUAGUGCUUGUUGCACGGCGCGUCCAUGUCUGGAUCGGACCGCUGCGCUAUCGGGUGCGCCUCGGGCUGUGGCAACUCAUCGGCCAUUGUCCCGCCAGCCGGAUUCACACCCGCCACCUCGCCGUUUGCGGACCUUGGCUGCACACUGGCGGUGACCACCGUGACGCAGCAGCGAGUAGCAUCCCGCGCAUCCUCCGCGCAUUUCCACACCUUGUCAGCCUGCGCUUGUGGACCAUCACCGCCGCAAGCAUCGCCGACCUUCGCCUCUUCCUCGCCCUCCCGGCACUCCGCCGGCUCGCCAUCAACCUCGAGGCCGUCUUCUCGGAGCGCGCCGCCGGGCCGGACCCGCCGCCCGCGCCGCUUGCACACGUGACGCACCUCGAGCUCUUUCAGGUACGCGGCACGCCUCUCGCACUCCCCCGGCUGGCGGCCGCGUUCCCCGCCCUCACACACAUCGCGCUCUUCUACGGUGAUGUGCCCAAUCUGAAUCGGAUGCGGCAUGCACUGCUGUGCUGGCCCGCGUUGGUGGUGCUGGUGCACGUGCUCGACGGUGCAUUCGCACAGGAACCCAACGAGGCGGAGCAGGCGCUACAUGCGAAACGCGCGGCGGAGCUAACCGCCAUUGAUCCCCGCUUGGUAAUCUUGCGUCUGGAACACAGUGGGGAGCGCGACUGGGAGCACGGGGCGUGGGGCGGGCGGGACUAUUGGUGUCGCGCCGAAGAGAUUGUUGCCGCCAGAGGCUUGCUAACCUCCAACUAG